AUGACUGAAAAGCUACCACGCAAACGCCGAAAACUCUUCUUCGAGUCUUAUGCUGACUAUGAUGCUAAAAAGAAGGGCCUUGAGCGCGGGGUGGUCAAGCCUGAAUAUCAGGCAGUGGUCCAGCUUAAACAGGAUGAUGAAGCGCGAUAUGAUGAUGAGCCAACGGAUGUAAAGCUUGCCCGGCUGAUUUCUCUAUUCCCUGAUAUAGACGAAGUCGUCCUACUAGAUGUCCUGGUCUCGUACGAAGGCUGCGUCGAAGCGGCAUCGGCUUGUCUAGAGGCCAGACGUGAUUCAAAGCGAGACGAGGCAUCUUCUCUACGCUCAAAUAACUCUCUGAACCCUACACCUGGCAUACAGACAUCUAUCCUAUCUACAUUCCAAUCAACGACCUCAAGCCCCGCCACAGCAUCAUCAGGCUGGUCAAAACCACUAACAAAACGAGGCAAAAUACUUCAUCUAUACUCCCCCGAUGACAUCUCCAAACACACCCCAUGCUCCAUAAUCCAUAACUUCCUACCCGCAGAAGAAGCAAACGGCCUCUUAACUGAAUUGCUGGAAGAAGCCAAAAUAUUCCAACCCGACAUAUUCCAGCUCUUCGACAAAACAGUCCAGAGUCCACACUCAAGCAAACUCUACGUCUCUACGGAUUACGACCUAAGACAACAAACAGAACAGUACGUCUAUAACGGGGUAUAUCAAAAAGACGUCCGCAAAAUCUCGCCGAGAAUGCAAGCUGUAUCUGAGAAAGUGCAAAAGGCUGUUAAUGAACAUGUUCAGCAACGGAUUCAGACACAUUAUCCAGAUGGCAAAAAAUUAAGAUAUCAGUCGCCAAAGGAAUGGAUACCGAAUGCGGCGUUUGUGAAUUGUUAUGAUGGGCCGCAGGAGAGUGUGGGAUACCAUUCUGACCAGCUGACGUAUUUGGGGCCCAGGGCUAUUAUAGGCAGUUUGAGUUUAGGGGUUGCCAGGGAGUUUCGUGUUAGAAAAGUUGUUGCGCGAGACAAUAACCCUAGCGAAGAUGACAAUACCCAAAGACAACAUCAAGACGCAGAAACUUCCAAGAAACCCCGUUUGCCAGAUAUAAUAUCUGACGCCCAAGGCCAAAUCUCAAUCCAUCUCCCCCACAACUCCCUCCUCGUAAUGCACGCCGAAAUGCAAGAAGAAUGGAAACAUUCCAUCCCAUCGGUAUCCACCAUCUCUCCACAUCCAAUAGCCGGCAAUAAACGAAUCAAUAUAACAUAUCGAUGGUAUCGUGAAUCCCUCCAUCCUCGCAAUACUCCAAGGUGUCGAUGUAAUGUGCCUACGAUAUUACGGUGUGUGCAACGCAAGCAGGAGUCGAGAGGGAGGUAUAUGUGGAUGUGUUAUGCGGGUUAUUCGCCGGGGAGUAAAGGGUGUUCUUUUUUUCAGUGGGCAGAAUUUGAUGAUGAUGGAGAGCCUCUGUGGGAAAAGAUGGGAAUGAAGAGACCUCAUCCAACAACCCAUGACUAG
Talaromyces marneffei is the source of this 1485-nucleotide messenger RNA. RefSeq lists its product as uncharacterized. Gene Ontology annotation, cellular component: nucleus. Gene Ontology annotation, molecular function: zinc ion binding; dioxygenase activity; ubiquitin binding. The transcript has a single exon. Lineage: Eukaryota; Fungi; Ascomycota; Eurotiomycetes; Eurotiales; Trichocomaceae. The record is from RefSeq and is a predicted model, not a curated record. Bases 1 to 1485 code for a protein of 494 amino acids. Gene Ontology annotation, biological process: DNA repair; DNA alkylation repair.